Mercenaria mercenaria is the source of this 1195-nucleotide messenger RNA. RefSeq lists its product as uncharacterized. The transcript has a single exon. Lineage: Eukaryota; Metazoa; Mollusca; Bivalvia; Venerida; Veneridae. The record is from RefSeq and is a predicted model, not a curated record. Gene Ontology annotation, molecular function: protein binding. The coding region runs from base 110 to 976 and encodes 288 amino acids.
UCGCCGAGCAUAAAAAUAGCCCACGAUAAAACUGCGUUCAUACACAUAGACUAUACCUUGGAUAAAUAACAUUUUAUAUGAAUAUUUACUUGACUGUGGUCGUAUAAAUAUGUACAUUGCGAAAGUUAUUAUAUUGGCUGUUAUUGCCCAUGCUAGUGGAGCAUCCGCGAAUUUAGACAGUAAUAACCUUCAAGCAAUGGUGACAGAAGCGGUUCGACAUAUACUCAGUGACGGAAAUAGCGGAGAAAACAUGACAACUAUGGCGAUAUUGAAAGAAAUUAACGAGCUGAAGAACAAGAAUAUUCGUCUUGAACAAAGAAUAAACAACCUGGAGCAGGAAAACAGGGACAAGGACAAGAGUAUAUGUUCUUUGCAGACCUGUUUAAAUACAAUCGUAGAAAUGAUAUCAAGAAAUGACAGUCGAAUUGCUCAAAAUGUACCUGUAAAGAAUUCAGAUGAGUUGCUUAAUAAGUGUCGAGACUGGAAGAGCGGGAUAUCUGAAAAGCAAAAUUCUGGAAUGGAAACUUUAGUGAGAACAAACCGGAACAUCGUGUCACCUCACAAUAUAGCAUUUUCUGCUUAUCUUACUCGUACUGAUUCUAGCAUGACUCCAGGACAAGCCAUUAAAUUCAACCACGUGUUGCUGAAUGAAAGAGCCGUGUACAAUCCUUAUACUGGCGCUUUCACCGCACCUAUAUCUGGAACGUACUUGUUUACGUUUCAUUUCGACUCCCGUGUGCAUACGUUCGUCCGUCUUACCGUAGAUGGAGUCAACAUAGUGGAUGCCGUAGCUAAUCCACACACAAACACGCAGGACAGAGAAAGUAUGAGUGGUAACACAGUUAUCAUACAUGUUGGAAUCGGCCAGGCAGUUCUUGUAGAAGUGUAUGAUGUGAGCGGUGAAGUAGCGUCCAGCGAUAAAUAUCGUCUGUCUUCGUUCUCUGGUGUGUUUCUAUAUCCAGAACACCCGUCUUAAUGAACAUUUUAUACUCUAUGAGAACAGACCUUAUGGAUAUAAGAAAUAAAAGUUUGGUACCAGCUAAGUACAGUGUUGCUGCAUGCAUGAGUUAAAUGCAUAUACGAUUAAUAUGUAAUAUAAAUUGAUUAUCUUUCACAUAAAACAAUAUACAGCAAAUUACGAUAGAUGUCACUCUUUCUUAUAUGAAAUAAACGAAAUAAAAUAAAGUGAAAUUUA